AUGAAUUCCAACGACAAAAUUGACAUCGAUCAACCAUUGUGGGACCAAUCUACGUAUAUUGGUAGAUGGAAACACUAUGCUUUUAUCACUGAUUGUCGUACUGUGAUCGUGCCUAGAGAAAAAUUACUGACGGCGAAACAACUCUGCGAGGACUACAGAAAUGAUACAGUACCUCCUGGUACUGCCAUGAAGGAUAUCAUAUACGCAAAAAAACUCAAAGACAGUGCGUUCCAUCCGGACAAUGGUCAACUGAUGCACGUACUUGGUAGAAUGUCCUUUCAAUUACCCUCUUCUGUCACGAUUACGACAAUGAUGCUGACGUUUUACAAGAGUGCAACCGCCAUCGUGCUGUGUCAAAUAAUUAACCAGACGCACAAUGCUCUUCUGAAUUACACCAACAGAAAUGCAAUGACCGACAACGAUUUUGCUGAUAAAAACUCGGUUAAAACGGCAUUCUUGUGUGCAGUAUCAGCAAGUUCCGCAGUAGUUGUUGGAUGUGAAAAGAUCCUGCAUCAAAGAGGGCCUUACUUCAGUCAGUUCGUUAUAACGUAUCUUUUUUUCUUGUUCCUUUUACAUUUUAUUCCUUCUCUUUUUUUCUUUCAGAGAUGUGUACCGUUUCUCGUAGUUGCAACAGGUGAUGUAACAAAUCUGCCGCUUAUGCGUCAAAGAGAAAUAAUGAUGGAUACGCCGCUAUUUAUCGAAGAUGCAAUAGAGCCUAUUAUAAACUCUAAAGUAGCAGCGGUAAAGGCUAUUUCUGAAUGCGUUCUCACGAGGAUAGCGUUGGCUGUGCCAUGCCUGCUUUUUAUUCCAAUGAUCACACAAGCAAUCAAGCCAUACUGUUUUUAUCAGCGUGGGCAGUGGAUGAUAUACCCGAUCGAGAUUACUUUUGCGUAGUUGGGUAAUUUCCAUCUUUACCAACCUCAGUUUCCUAUUCACAACUGAUUUGCUGUUUACCAUGAUCUA
Messenger RNA from Dufourea novaeangliae, 963 nucleotides. Its product is annotated as sideroflexin-2-like. The record is from RefSeq and is a predicted model, not a curated record. Gene Ontology annotation, cellular component: mitochondrial inner membrane. Lineage: Eukaryota; Metazoa; Arthropoda; Insecta; Hymenoptera; Halictidae. Gene Ontology annotation, biological process: serine import into mitochondrion; monoatomic ion transport. Gene Ontology annotation, molecular function: monoatomic ion transmembrane transporter activity.